CCGUUUUGCUGAGUCGUUUCACCCGCCACUUGGUCGAGUAGUGCGACGUCACGCGUUGCCCAUCGCGUGAGUUCUCGUCAUCUUUGCAUCCCUUUUUUCUCUCUCUUAUGGAGCCCCACCCAGUGGCAUUCAAAUUUCGCGCCAGCCUUAAUGCGCAACAGCGCCAUCUAGCGCUACGCGCCAACAACGGCCAUGUUUACAUUUGUUUGAAUUCCAACGUUCGUUGCUGUUUUAACAGCUAGAAUAGAGAGAAGUCUGUCUCUUUGUGUCUAUGGGUGUGUGUGUGUGUGUGUGUGUGUAUGUGUGUGUGUGUACACAUAGAAAAAUCGCUAUUGGAGCGACGCUGAACGAGCGAACUGUUCGUUGGUCGGGAAGUCGGUGUGAGCAAAUUCAUUAAGCGGCGCCGGCGGUUGAAACGACAUCCGGCGCGCUCCUUACUGUAGACUAGCCGUCUUUAAUUCAGCGAUUUGCUGGAUUGAUGCCGUUGUUUCUACUGUUCGUGUUGAACUGAAGUGUGUGCAGUGCCCGCGCGAAUACCUAUCAAUCAACAACGGAUACCGACGAACGCUACCGGUUACCUUUAUGAGAAGAUUCAACAGAGCUGCUCAACCGAUUUUUGUCGUUAGUUUGCACAUUGACAUCGGUUCGUCGGUCAGCUAGCUAUUUAUCUAACUAGCUGAACUGGGUAAACGAACUUACUUUCGUGCGUGAGUUCACUGAAAGAAUCGUCAUACUGCGUACUGCUAAACCAGUGGGAUAACGAGUGGUCUCAGUGAUUAUCUAGUUGGUAGUGGCAGUUAGGUGUUGCCGCCCCCUGCCGUUGCUGCCGGCCGUGCCUGCUCCAUGUACGUGAGCAACAGCAGACUCGGCAUUUCCGGAACAUGACCGGGUAUCCGAUUAGGGGUCGGUUCAGCGUCGGUACCACUCCCGUUGCUAUGUUGGUCAGACCGAACUAACUCAAUGAUUGCCAAAACGGCCGUACAACUCAACAGUUGGCGACGACGGUGGCACUAAUCAGCGUAACAGCACAACGACACAACGAAGGACUGCAGCGUAGGCUUGCCCGUCCAUCGCCUGUUGCUGACGCUUUCUAAUGGCGAUGGUCUGCCUUUGAUGGCAGCUCUAGAGAGUUGCUGUUACUCUUUCUGCCGUUGCCGCUGCUAUUCAAACUCAAUAAAAGUGCUUUUUAUCUCUCGUGGUGAAAAUUUAAGCUGCCGCCGUAAUUAGCUAGCUCCUUGCGCCUUGUUUUCGUCUUUGUCUCAGUGUAACUCUCGCGGCUUCGGUUUCGGUUGUCUCAGAUGCUAUUGUUGUUACUGAUGAAGUUGUUAAUGCUGAUGAAGUCGCUAGCUGACGCCGUUGCCGGUGGCCGUUGUGUAACAUCGAAUGUGUGAGUGCAAACGAACGCACGAAUGUCGCUUCUUGAUUCAACGAUAACAACUUACGGAUACUGUUAAACGAACUACCAUUUGCUGCUGCCCGUGCCUUAGACAAUAUACGGCCUCUGUGUAUGUGUCUAUUUGUGCUUGUGUACUAAGCCAGUUUUCUAUCUAAUUGAACGAACAGCAAAAUUUCGGUUUUGUGGGUAGCCUGAAAGAAAAGUGCUCGCAAAGGUUAGAACGCGCUGUUUGCUUUGUGUCGUGCUGGCCCCACCUGGGAGAGGCGGGCUCCGCCAUGGAUGAUUCCGCGGCGACAGGACUGGAGUCCACGGGGUUCUCAUCAAGUACAGCCUCGAAUGAGAAGCGGUCGCUCGAGGAAAUCUCCCGUGCCUGUGUUGUUCUUGAAGGAGAGAAUGAUGAACAACGUGAAGUUGUCAUUGCUCUUAAGCUUAUGGGUUUUCAAGUUGAGUUCAAAUCAUACACAGAUUUGGAAAUGUUGGGUAACGACCGGAGUUGCAUCGUUGUCAUGGAUUUUGCGCACAUACUGGAAACACGCUUGUCCACUCUACUUUUCUAUGGGCCGACCUGCAUAAAGCGGGCUGUAGCCGCUACUGCAGGAAGUUCGCCGAAUGCCAAUGACGCAGGAAACGUUGGCCCGCCGUCUUCUUUCGACUGCAGAAAGCCGAUGGAACAUGAAGGCGACGGUGACAUGAAGGCGGCUAAUAAGGCAGCGACUCGUGAAGAUGACGCUAGUCUAUCAACCAGUACAGCGAUCCCACAACUUCCUUUCACGGGUCAUUCUAUGUUGACUACGAUUCUGCUGGGAAAGAAAUGUUGCUUGCAAGUGUUUAAACAUGAACAAACUACAUAUCGAGCGAAAAUCUAUGCGUUGGGUGGCCGACUUGCAAAACGCGUUCAAGACGCGGAUCUCUUGGUGACUCCAUGGGCCUAUGGUGAUCAAUACAAGUUGGCGCGGUCCUUCGAAAUACCCGUUGUAGGACCAGGAUUUCUUGACGCCUUAUGGGAACAGAGGACCAGUCUUGACUUUGAGCUAAGUAACGACAUUGUCGAGCAGUUUCGUCUCCCAGUAUUUUCACGGCUGAAAAUGUUCCUCUGUGGGUUCGAGGCUGCUGGCGAGGACCCUGAACAGCUUCGUCAACGCGCCAUGGCUAAUGGCGCUGCGAUAACGGGAAGUGUGUCCGGUAACGGUACUUACAUUGUGGUCGUCUGCCGUAAGGGCUGUUCCAUGGAGGAUCUCAAGAAACUACACAGAGAACUUUCAGCGAAAUCCGCAAUUGUCUACGAAAAUUGGUUCUACGACUCCAUUGCUCAAGGAUAUGCUCUUUGCGAAAAGCAUGAAAGUUAUGACGCGCGAAGAGUCGUAGCGGCGGCCGUAGCAAGUUUGGGAAAUACUUCAGGAGGCGGCAAGUCAAGUCCACCGGGAAGACGAAAGCGCGGUGCUGAUAGCCCAGGAGUUCCACCCAGAACCAAAAAGUCAAUGGAAUCGUUACUACUAUCGCCCCGAGUAGAGGAACUCUCCCGUCGGGAUUCCUGUGCAGGCAGUGUGUCCCCGUCAAUGGGAGCUGCAUCGCCUAUUCGUACAAACGAAAUCACGGACCAGCGACAUCUUGUGCUUAUCGAACUCUUUGACACGGAAACAAACUAUUUAAAAAUUCUGAAGUUUAUUAUGGAUAUGGCAACCGAAUACUUGGGACAUCUUGACUUUGACAAAAAACAUCAAAAAGCCUCCCAUCAGCUUGAGAGGUCCGCAUCCGACCGAAGUUCCGAUAGAUCUGGAUCUGAGAGAACAUCAGAGCGAGCCUCUGAGCGAGAUCGCGACGAUAUUAUUACACGUUUCGAGAGACAGGAAAUCUUUAAGGAGAUCCCCAACAUUAUUGACCUACAUACAACCCUUCACAAACGAAUGGAAGCUGCACUAAAAGAUCUAGAUUUUCGCAAUAUUGCGCCAAUUUUUCACGGCGAAGAUGCGUGCGGCCUGAUACCGGAGGUAGAGGCUAACAUUCAACAGCACAAUAAAACUUUUCUAAAGCGUUUGGGACGUAAAGGUCUUGCAGAUAAUACAGCGAAUACGGGUCCCGUUAAAGAAAAUGUAAACAACAUUGUUGCCACGUAUAAAACAUUCCUGAACGGCUUGGAGACAAUCAAAGCUCGGGUAGAGGCCCUGCUUACAGAAAAUCCACGAUUUGCGGAAUUCGUGCGCCGAGUUGAAGAGCGACCUGAAUGCAACAGGGAAAAGUUUCUUCAUCUUCUCAUUCGCCCUGUACAGAGGUGGCCGUCAAUUCUGAAUUUGCUGAAGCGAUACAGCGAUGAAAGCGAGCGCAUGGCUAAGCGGCUUGAAAGUAGUAUUAAAGGCUCAUCGAUGCAUGAGGAAAAAAUGCGUUCAGAAGCAGCAAAAGUACGUCUUGGUGGGCAGGACGCCAUGAGAGUUUAUCGGUUUAUCGAGGACUCGCUACGCCAAAUGAAUGACUCGAAAAGCCAGACGCUAAUGAUUUGCGAGGCCUUGAGAAUACAGAAUACCAUUGAAGAUAUUCCGGCAAUGUACUGGUCGAAGAAAUACACGCUCAAUCACCACUGUGACGCGACGUUGGUGGCCACUUCAGAGACGCUCAGUCAAACUAAUGGUCAAAAAUCAUUGAAAAACGUUGAGGUUACGUGCUUCCUAUUCUCGCACGGUCUAGAGAUUGCUCGGAAAAAGCUGAAUAGUAAACAUCAUAAACCCUACAAGCAUGUUGCUUUCAUUCAUUUCGACAAGAUCAACACGCUUCUAGUGAACGAGGACCCAGACCCCAUGCUCAGGCGACUUCUUGAAAUCGUUUUUCGUGAGCAGCGCAAGGAAAUUGCCAGCUCUGUUUUGUCAAGGGAAGGAGUGUCCGAAGUCGACGGAAACGACACGGAAUUGCUAGCAGCAGGCAGCGAGGCAGCCGACUACUCUGAAGAGCGAAUACUUCUCGACCUCAAGGAUAUCCAGGCCAAAGAAGCGCUUAUGAAAAAACUGGAUAGUACAAAUACGAAUUCGUUCGAAGUCGAGCGCAUUACUACGUCAGCGACUUCCGGUGAUCGAAAGGAGGGACUCCGUUCAGAUUCGCUGUUGUUAAUGCUGUCACAAGCUCAUCACGGCAGUACACCAGUGACGCAACUUGCAAGGUCGUUAUCGAACGUUUCAGAGAUGUCUACGCCGAAGAAGCUGACCCGAACGUUCAGUAAUCUUAUCAAAAAAGGCCUUCUGGGUGCUAGCAGCAACAAGAUGGUUCGAGAAGAAACCUCCUCACCGCAUUCCCCGCCCGGAAGCACCAUGCAGUUCAGCCGCGGCCGCCACGGCGCUGCACUCCUGCCGCGUUGUCUGUCGUCGACAUCGGCGACGUCGGCUUCGACGGCCGGCAAAGGUUCGUCAUCCUCGUCGUCCCGACUGCUGUCAUUAUCUCCUCUUAGCCGGCGCAUGGAUUCUCUUGUCCUGUCGACCUUUUCGUCUGUAAUAACGAACAAUAACAACAGCCAUAAUAAUAAUAAUAAUAAUAAUAAUAAUAAUAACAACAGCAACGGACGAAAAUCGAACUUCCUGCAGAUGGCGGCUGCCACUGCCACCAACAGCCAUCAUCAUCAUCAUCAUCAUCAACAACAGCUCCAUUGCAACAAUUAUUCCAACAAUAGCAUUAACUUCAGCCCAGGAGGCACUUCCUCGUCCUCAACUACGACGAUUUCUGCCUUAACUAGUUCGCCGAGCACGAGCACUUUAACAGUCAGUAGCGGGCAUAGCACUGGCAACGCCAAACGAGUCACUGAUAGUAAUAACGGAAAGGGGAAGAGCAACAAAAAUCAAAAAGCCACUAACAACAACAACAACAAUACUAGUGCGUCGAUGAUGGCCCCUCCGCCUAAUGGCAGAAGUGCGAUUAAGAACACGUUCGGCAAAAAGCGGAGAUCUAGUGGAGCUCAGAAAGCGAACGCCUAGGCCGACAAAUAACCCCAAGUAGAAUAUCAUGGCGCUCUCUAAAAGCUGGGGCGACACAGAGUGUACAACUACAUCAAAUCACACCUAAUACGUAUAUAUAUAUAUAUAUAUACAUAUAUAUAUAUAUAUAUAUAUACAUAUAUAUAAAAAAGAAACAUCAAUGGACAUCGAACGCGCGAAUAAUUUUAUCACAGCCGUCAAGUAACUAUGUCUUCAUCAAUAACAGUAUAUCGUCGUUGGGUUCAGAGCGGGCGAUAAAGAUUCUAGCGAUUUCACGGUAUGCUCAGGCAUACCGCAUUACAAAUUAGAAAAGCGAAAAAAAAAAGGAAAUCGUUAAUACAUAGCAAUGCCUUAACUCUUCAGUUCGAGAGCUGAACUAAAAUAAAGGUCGCAAACACACGCACAUGGUUUAUUAAUUAGCGGUUUAAUAAAAAACCGUCUCCCGUUCUAAGACAGAGUAAAGAAAAAAAAGUUAAUCACAAUAUAUAUAUAUAUAACGAAAAACAAGAAACAGACAAUGGCUUUAUAUGACCGAAAAAAAUGACGUUGAGAAAUAGUCUUAUAUGAUUUUGUUGACUGUAUAUGUAGAGGCAAAAAAAAAAAGAUUCUAUUCAUAUAUUUUAAUAUAUUUUCUCAAUGUGUAGGCUGUACAUGUAUAUUGAUUCACGUACAGAAGUCUAGUCGAAAGGCGAAGGUAGAGGACAGGCCAUAGUGACGAAACAGAUCACGUAUCAUUAUUACGAAUAUUGUUCUGUAGAAGUUCAAACUAGAAGGUAAAAAAAAAAUUUGUCUAACUGUGAAAAAUGAGUGUUAGCACCGAUUAGUGUUAGCAGUGACGACUGCUAAUUGAUUCCUUCCCUCGUCAAUCCAGCCAAGUUGGGCAUAGGUUUUAGCCGUCUUGUCCCUUAUAAUAGACAACGCAAAGGUGAUUAGGAACCAAAAUUUCUUUCCUUUCUGUUGAGAUAGCGUUCGUGCAAUAUCCUUAGUCUUAUGUCUUAUUACAUCGACCCCCCCCCCCCCCCCCCCCAUUAUUAUAAUUCCUAUAUACACGAAUCGUCUCUGAGUUAGUCGUUUCAAAGGAAGACAUUUUGGGUCAUUCUUCUUGGUGUACAAUAAGUGCAAGUGACUUUUUAAUGUUAAUAUUCCUAUCAACGAACUAGAUAUAUAAUAAAGAUGUAGUUAUAUAGCGACAAGUAAUCUGACUUACUUUUUAAUGAUCGUAGUUACCAAAAUCAUGUAGUGUUAUUUUGUCAUGCGGUUUUUUUCAGCUGGUCUCCGAACCGCCCACGUUUCAUCGAUCGCGUUCUAGUACGAUGCCGACAAAUGAACU
Molecule: messenger RNA, 6676 nt
Organism: Varroa destructor (honeybee mite)
Lineage: Eukaryota; Metazoa; Arthropoda; Arachnida; Mesostigmata; Varroidae
Product: protein ECT2-like
Biological process (GO): mitotic cytokinesis; regulation of cytokinesis, actomyosin contractile ring assembly; activation of GTPase activity
Cellular component (GO): cell cortex; nucleus
Molecular function (GO): GTPase activator activity; guanyl-nucleotide exchange factor activity
Source: RefSeq, a predicted model, not a curated record